GUGUUGUCCCACCUCAGUUGGAGGGGUUGAGAGGCUCUGUGGUUUCUAGUGGGAAGGAGCAAGCCUUCAGAGCAGCUUUCUUUUCUCUUCUUCCGACCUUCCUCGGAGGGUUUAUGCUUACAGCCCCUUCCCUGCAUCACUUUACAACCCAACUUGUGAAAGAGGAGGGAGAAACUGGGGGUGAAGAGGGGGGAGUGAGUCAAACUGCUGAGAAGAAGUGUAGAGCCAGCAGCUUUCUUUCCUUUCCAAGCAGAGCACAUACAGAGAGAGGAGAGGAGGGGUCCAAGUUGGUCUUGUGAGUCCAAGCAGCUCAGGACGGUGAAAACUUCAAACCCUUUGACAGAGAGAGAGAGGGAGGGAGGGAGGGAGGCAGAGAGAGAGGAAGAGGUGCUGCCACCAACCAGCCAAAACCUCCAUCCUUCUCUCCCGCGGAGGCUCCAGCAUGGAAGUCCACUAAAACAGCUCGGUGCCACAGGAGGAAACUUUCCUUUCCCUUCUUCCUGCGCUUGAAAGUUUUCCUAUGCGGCUGCCUCGUCUUGUGCCAACAUGAAAGACGACUUUACAGAAGAGGACGAGGUUCAGUCCUUUGGCUACAAGAGGUUUGGUAUUCAAGAAGGAACACAAUGCACCAAAUGUAAAAGUAACUGGGCGCUGAAGUUUUCCAUCAUACUCUUGUAUAUAUUAUGUGCCUUACUAACAAUAACUGUAGCCAUUCUGGGAUACAAAGUUGUAGAAAAAAUGGACAAUGUUACUGUUGGCCUGGAAAGUUCACAUCGAAGAUACAAUGACAAACUCACAGAUGUGGAGAGUGACCUGAAGAAACUGGAUUAUAAAGCUGGGGAGAAAGCCUUGAGUACCAACACAGAACUUUCAAGCUUCAAAGAUGACAUCCUGGCCCUCCGCCAGCAGCUCCAUGAGAUUUCAGAUAAAACCGCAAAGAAUAAAGAUACACUGGAGAAGUUACAGGAGUCGGGCAGUGUGUUAGAUGACCGACAGAGUCAAAUGAAAGGUGUUCUGGAUAGCAACUCUUUCAUGAUCGCCAGUGUCAACAAAACUCUUCAAGCCUACAGUGGCUACGUCAACGACCUUCAAGAAGACACAAACAAAAUUCAAACUACUUUGCAAAGCCAAAUGCAUUCACACAGUGUAGUCAUCAUGAAUCUAAAUAAUCUCAAUCAGACACAAGCUCAGCAAAGAGAUCUUAUUAAUGCUUUGCAGAGAUCUGUGGAUGAUACAAGUCAAGCUAUCCAGAGAAUCAAAAGUGACUUUCAAAACCUUCAGCAGGUUGCCCUUCAAGCGCGAAAGGACACAGAUUGGCUUAAAGAGAAAGUGCAGAAUUUACAGGCGUUAGCAGCCAACAACUCAGUUUUAGCCAAAGCUAAUAAUGAUACACUUGAGGAUAUGAAUAGUCAGCUGAGCUCAUUCAGUGGACAGAUGGAGAAUAUCACUACCAUUGCCCAAGCUAAUGAACAGAGUUUGAAGGAACUCCAGGAGCACCAUAAAGAAUAUGAAAAUGGAACAACUGCCAGAUUUAACCAGCAAGAAAAUCGAUUCCAGAGCUUUGAGACAGAUAUUGUCAACAUUAUCAGCAAUAUUAGCUACACCGCCCAUCACUUGCGGACACUGACUAGCAACCUCAAUGAUGUCAGGACAACAUGCACAGAUACUCUUAGUAAACAUACAGAUGAGCUCACAUUUAUGAACAACACAUUAGCAAAUAUUCGCCUGGAUGCUACUACUCUUCGAAUGCAACAAGAUGUGAUGAGGUCAAGGUUAGACAAUGAAGUAGCUAAUUUAUCAAUAAUCAUGGAAGAAAUGAAGCUGGUAGAUUCCAAACAUGGACAGCUCAUUAAAAAUUUCACAAUCCUGCAAGGUCCUCCAGGUCCAAGAGGCCCCAAAGGUGACAGAGGGCCCCAGGGUCCCAUUGGGCUCACUGGCCCCAAAGGACAAAAAGGAGACAAAGGUGAACCAGGACCUCCAGGACCUCAAGGUGAAAAGGGACCAAGUGGACCAGUUGGACCACCAGGUGAAAAAGGUGGGAAAGGCUCCAGAGGUUCACCUGGAUCCAAAGGUCAGAGAGGUUCAACAGGGAAGACCGGCCUGCCAGGACCCAGCGGAGAGCCAGGACCACCUGGACUACCUGGGAAAGAUGGGCCCCCAGGUCUUCAGGGCCAACCUGGGCCUCAAGGCCUGCCAGGAAUUCCUGGCUUGACAGGAAUACCUGGUUCACGUGGAUUACCUGGUCUGCCUGGGACACCUGGGCCACGUGGUCUACAAGGCCAACCUGGACCGCCUGGGCCACCAGGUCCAGGGCUACCUGUGGCACUACAAAGUGAAACUAAUGGUUGCCCUGUUUACUGGAAUAAUUUUUCAGGCAACUGUUACUACUUUUCAACAGAAAGAGCCAUUUUUGAAGAUGCAAGGCUUUUCUGCGAAGAGAAAGCAUCACAUUUAGUUUUCAUUAAUAAUGAAACAGAGCAGGAAUGGCUUAAAAAACAAGUUGUUGCAAAAGGCAGCUUUUGGAUUGGCCUUACAGAUUCAGCAAAGGAAAAUGAAUGGCGAUGGUUGGAUGGGACGUUACCAGAAUAUGUAAACUGGAGCGCUGGGCAGCCAGAUAACUGGAAGCAUGGCCAUGGACCAGGGGAAGAUUGCGCUGGAUUAAUUCACGCUGGCCUUUGGAAUGACUUUUACUGUGAAGAUGUUAACAGUUUUAUUUGUGAACAAGAGGCAGACAAAGCUCAAGCUCCAGGAUUGUAAUAGGCUAUGAACUCAAACACACAAGAGAUUGAGACCUGCAUGGUGAAAUAUCCUCUGGGACAGAAGAAUCACCUAACCAAAAGAGGGAGCACUGAGAACUUUGAUAAAUGUACUUCAUCAGCACAAUCUCUCCUCAAUAUCUCCUAAUUGUACAGGGGCUUUACAACCUAUUGUGCAACUACAAUUGGAGUGGACAACCUUAUAGAUUCUCCUUGGCCAUGCUACAUGGAAAUCUUGAAGAUUGGUACUAUUGGUCAAUGAACUAUGCCAAAUUGACUACAAAUCAUGACCUUUCCACUGUAGGAAGAGGGGGAAAUACAAAGCUACUGUGUAAAUGCUACAGCCACUUGCUAAAAUCCCAAAUAUCAUCAAAGUAUAUAAAUAUACAUUUAUAAAUAUAUAAAAAAUUAUAUAAAAUAUAUAUAGCCCAGUCCUGAUCAGUAAUAUAGAAUAUACUUUUUAAAGCUUUUAAAUUUUUGUAUUUUUCUACAAAAUAUUUGCCUACUACAUUGACCUUUUAAUUGCCUUUUUAUAUAAAUAUAGUACACAGAAGCCAAAGAAAAUAGUAGUGAUACUACUUAUCAUUCAUUACAAAUGAUUGUCAGGUAUAAGUUUCAUUAGCUAUAAAAAAAGGAUUUUGGUUUUAUGUAUUUCCCAGAUAAAUUACGCUCAUUUAAUAACUUGUGAAGCUGGUUAAAAGUGGCAGUAACAUUAUUCACACAAGAGCAUCGAGUGAUCCCAAUGAAAAAUAUGCUACACUCUUCAAGUCUCUAAGUUUCCCUAUCAAUUGGUCCAAGUGACUACAAUGGGGUGAACUCAAGAGAAUGGCAGAAUUGCCUAUGUUGCAGGGGGCGAGUUUAGCAAACCUAUUCUCAGGAACAACAAUUACUACUCUGCUUUCAGGAAAGAGGUAUUGCACUUGAAAGAUAGGACCUCAACUCAAUGGUAGAAUGCAUGGUUUGCCUGCAGAAAGCCCCUGGUUGAAGACCAACUAUUUCCAGUUAAAACACCAAGUGUUAAGAAGGACCUUUGCCUAGGACUAGCUUGAAUAAAUAGUAGUCAGGUGAGAGGGACCACCAGUCCAACAUGGUGUAAAAUGGAUCCUCACAUUUUGUCAUGUUGUUCCUAUUUGGACCUAUUUGGACCGUUUCUAUUGGCAUGGAAACCAAUGGAGUGCUAAGGACUGGAUUGUGUAAUACUAACAAAUAGAGGCUCACAAAUGAUAUAGACAUUUCAUUCAGAUGUGUAUGUUGUCUACAGUAUCUGGGUUUUUUUAUGUUUGAUUUUACACAGAAGGCAUUUGGAAGAUGACAGUGGAGCAACCUCUUCACUGCCAUUCAUUUUUUGGUUGCAGAUCAAUCCCUUGAAACCACUUCCCUUAAAAAUGGAUUGGUGAAAUGGGUUAAGCAGCACUACCUUGCUUCUUUCUUUCUUGUUGACCAUUCAAAAGCUGCUGGAGGGAGUGGGAUAAAAAGACAAUGGGAGAAAAUUACACUCAUCAGCAUGUUAUGUCUUAUUUGGUACUCAGUUGACACAGUUGGCAGUUAAGACUUUCAAUACCAGCAUCGCAUUCAGUAAUGAAUUGUGCUUAAUCUAAAAACCAUGAUCAAAAUAAAAAAGCAGACUUCA
Anolis carolinensis (green anole) is the source of this 4386-nucleotide messenger RNA. RefSeq names its product collectin subfamily member 12 (gene colec12). Lineage: Eukaryota; Metazoa; Chordata; Lepidosauria; Squamata; Anolidae. The coding region runs from base 547 to 2757 and encodes 736 amino acids. The transcript is spliced from 10 exons. The record is from RefSeq and is a predicted model, not a curated record. Gene Ontology annotation, molecular function: signaling receptor activity.